This is a messenger RNA of Phytophthora sojae, 1111 nucleotides long. RefSeq lists its product as hypothetical. The record is from RefSeq and is a predicted model, not a curated record. Gene Ontology annotation, molecular function: phospholipid binding; structural constituent of nuclear pore; single-stranded DNA binding. Gene Ontology annotation, cellular component: nuclear membrane; nuclear pore nuclear basket; nuclear pore central transport channel. Gene Ontology annotation, biological process: NLS-bearing protein import into nucleus; regulation of DNA-templated transcription; nuclear pore organization. Bases 1 to 903 code for a protein of 300 amino acids. Lineage: Eukaryota; Oomycota; Peronosporomycetes; Peronosporales; Peronosporaceae. The transcript has 2 exons.
AUGGCGUCCGCAAGUCGACCCCUAGCUACCGCACAAGACGACGAAUACUUCCCGUCUUUCCUCACGGCGCUUCAGUCCACGCCCAAGGCCGACAAGUCCAAGGAGAGCGUCCCCCGCACCCGAUCCGAGACGGAUGUGCUGUCUUCCAAGGCCAAGCCGCGCCUAACCUUCGCCGAGAGCCUGUCCAUGAACCGCACCAAGCAGCAGGGCGUGGAGGUGCCCGAGGAUUCCCCGUUCAGCUUCGGUGGCAGCUACCAGGACAGCCUCGGCGCUCGCAGGCGCAAGGGUGGCCCCUCUCAGGACGCCGCUAACGGCAGCAACGCUCAGGACGAGGACGUGCCGCCCCCACCGACGAUGUCGCUGCUGGACCCCGUGGGCUUUGCGGCCGGAUCACACAGCGUGGACGACGACGAGGCGGCAGCGGCUGCACGACGCAGUGCUGCCGCAGCGAGGGCCUCGUACUACCCGAACGCGCACAGUGACGAGUGGGGCCAAGACAAGCAGUACUGGGUCACCGUGUUUGGGUUCCAGUCGAGCGCCAAAUCCUUCAUCCUGCACCAGUUCCAGUCGGUCGGCGAGGUCGUCAACUAUUCGAGCAGCAGCGGCGGCAACUGGCUGCACCUGCGCUACCACACGAGACUACAGGCCGAGAAGGCGCUAAGCUACGACGGACGCACGCUCGCGAACAACAUCAUGAUCGGCGUCAAGAAGUGCUACCCGUUCGACCGGGACGCGAACGCGCUCGAUGAGACGCCUGUAUCUAGCUACUUUGGCGCGCAGGCGCGCCAGAGCUUGGGCUCUCGUGACCUGGAGGUGGAUCCCACGGACGUGGAUAUUAUGCUUCCCCCGCGCCGCCGACAGGACAUUUGCUCGCGGCUUCUGAGCUAUCUAUUUAACUGGUGACACAGUUGUCAUUUCGCAUUGAGAAGUGGUGCAGCACAGAUGCAAUUGUGGAGUAGACACGGUGGACUGAUAGGCACACAGGACAGCGAAAACAGGACCAACAGUAUGGACGGCAGUGCGUUCGAAGAGGACUCGGUGGAGGACGUACGCAAGCAGUCUGCAUGUAUGUAGACAAGCAUCAUUGUGUCGGGGGAAACUCGCAGUCCCG